Besnoitia besnoiti is the source of this 702-nucleotide messenger RNA. Its product is annotated as SAG-related sequence. NCBI's taxonomy places the organism in Eukaryota, Apicomplexa, Conoidasida, Eucoccidiorida, Sarcocystidae. Bases 1 to 702 code for a protein of 233 amino acids. The transcript has 2 exons. The record is from RefSeq and is a predicted model, not a curated record.
AUGACGCCUACUGCGCAGACAGGCAAGCCAAGGCAUCUGCAAAUGAGGAAGGAAGCGCGGUACACGACGCUCGAGAAGCCGUCGGCAACUUUCUCCGUUCUAGGAGAAAGACAGAGGAAUAUGGUGACGGAGUGCCCUGUGACGAUCACCGUUCCGGAAAAGACAUCUCCGGCCCCGGGUCCUGGAGCCGGAGAGCCGCAGCCAGAAAGCGUGGUUGAAUGCACCGUGGGGGAAGGAAAAGACCAGCAAGUCACUGUUUCCGCGAAGAUUCAGAUUGUGCACAUCAAAUGCAACCCGGACACGGCUUCGUCGAAGCCCGCCGAAGCACUCCAGGUUUUCAACAACGCCGACGGUACAUGCAGCCAGCAACGCGAUCUCUCUGCUCUGGCUCCCAACGGUACGCGCUCGCAGAAAUCCGACAAGAGCGUGUACACGGUGGCUUUCCCGCAGCUCCCUUCUGCAGCAAAGUCGCUCGGUUGCAGGCGCGAAUCUGCUAGGCAAACAGGCACCUCGGAGACCCAGAAAUGCCGCACUGUUAGUGACGUGUUGGCAGAAACACAUACAUCCGCGGCGGAGCCGCCGACCUCUGAUGCCGCCUCUCGACGGUCAGGAGCGUAUAGCUGGGCAGCGGCUGGCGUGCUGGUCAGCGCUACAACGGCUGCUCGUCUUGCGUGGAAGGCUCCGCCGAGAGUGCCUCACUGA